Messenger RNA from Aphis gossypii (cotton aphid), 538 nucleotides. RefSeq lists its product as uncharacterized. The transcript has 3 exons. The coding region runs from base 68 to 484 and encodes 138 amino acids. The record is from RefSeq and is a predicted model, not a curated record. Lineage: Eukaryota; Metazoa; Arthropoda; Insecta; Hemiptera; Aphididae.
ACAAAUUUCAAAAAGAAUUUGUCCAAAAUUAACCAAACGACAUUUGUACUUGGACAGUUUUUCAAAGAUGAACGUAAAACUAGCGGCUCAGAUCUUUAGUAAUUCAGUUGCAGCAGGCUUAAAAUAUUAUAGAGAGUAUCAAAAAGUACCAGAAUUAGAAAAUAGUUUAGAGACUGAAAAUUUUUCAAAUUUAUUUAAUAAUAUUUUUGAUGCAUUAAAUAGAAAAUUCCCAGCCGAGGGUAUAAGACAAAAUUCUAAGGAUUUUAAAGUUUUAGAAGAUGGAAUAACAUUUAUUAAUUCAUGGGAACAGAAUUUAUUGGAUCAAAAGAUUAUGGAAUCCGAGUUUUUAACAAAACAAACUGCUGAUGGCCUACGAGUGACAAUGAAAUCAACCAUUGAACUAGCGAAAUAUUUACUACAGUCUGGAUUUCGAUAUGUAUUAUCGAAUAAAAUGAACCAAGAUAGAUUAGAAGUAAUAAAUUGAUACCAUGAACUAAGUCUAAAUUCAAGAUUGAUACAAAAUAUUCCUGAAUAAACA